Messenger RNA from Botrytis byssoidea, 2214 nucleotides. RefSeq lists its product as uncharacterized. The record is from RefSeq and is a predicted model, not a curated record. Gene Ontology annotation, cellular component: cytosol. Lineage: Eukaryota; Fungi; Ascomycota; Leotiomycetes; Helotiales; Sclerotiniaceae. The transcript has 3 exons. Gene Ontology annotation, molecular function: heme binding; catalase activity. The coding region runs from base 1 to 2214 and encodes 737 amino acids. Gene Ontology annotation, biological process: hydrogen peroxide catabolic process; response to oxidative stress.
AUGCAAUCCGUUAUUGGAGCAACAGUACAGAAAGCAGGAGCAGCAGUAUCUUCCGCCAUGUCCGACAAGAAGACGGCAGAUAUGCUGCCUGAGAUGAGAGAACCAAAUACAAAGGAGCCUCUUACCAGUGACUUUGGCGUCAAACACGGUAAUCAUGACAAUUGGCUAUCUGCGUCAACUGGCGAUCGUCAAGGUCCCUUAUUGUUAGAAGACAACUUUGGUAGAGAGAAAAUUAUGAAGUUCGAUCAUGAGCGUAUACCAGAGAGAGUUGUUCAUGCACGUGGAGCUGGAGCUUUUGGUACCUUCAAACUCUACGAGAGCGCCGAUGAUGUUACAAACGCUGGAGUUCUCACGGAUACUUCGCGCACCACACCUGUUUUCAUUCGCUUUUCGACAGUCUUAGGCUCUCGUGGCAGUGCCGAUACUGUUAGAGAUGUGCGAGGUUUUGCCGUGAAGUUCUAUACCGAAGAGGGCAACUGGGAUGUUGUUGGAAACGACAUUCCCGUUUUCUUCAUUCAAGACGCCAUUAAGUUUCCCGAUGUCAUCCAUGCCGGAAAGCCUGAGCCGGACAAUGAGAUCCCUCAAGCACAGUCUGCACACAAUAACUUUUGGGAUUUCCAAUUCUUACACACAGAGGCAACCCAUAUGUUCAUGUGGGCCAUGUCAGAUCGAGGCAUUCCAAGAUCUUACCGUAUGAUGCAAGGUUUCGGAGUGAACACAUAUACUUUAAUAAACGCCGAAGGCAAACGAUCAUUCGUUAAAUUUCAUUUCACUCCAACUCUAGGUGUUCAUUCACUGGUUUGGGAUGAAGCAUUAAAGAUUGCUGGCCAAGACCCCGAUUUCCAUCGCAAAGAUCUUUGGACUGCUAUUGAAAGUGGAUGUUAUCCCAAAUGGAAGUUUGGUAUUCAAGUCUGUGACGAAAGUCGCCAAGAUGAAUUCGACUUCGAUAUCCUAGACGCCACAAAGGUUUGGCCUGAAGACAUUCUCCCAGUCCGAUACAUCGGUGAAUUAGAGCUCAACAAGAAUGUCGAUGAAUAUUUCACACAAACUGAACAAGUUGCUUUUUGCACUGCUCAUCUUGUUCCUGGCAUCGGUUUCAGUGACGAUCCACUACUUCAAGGCCGCAACUUCUCUUACUUCGACACUCAACUCUCAAGACUUGGUGUUAACUGGCAAGAACUUCCUGUCAACCGACCGGUAUGCCCUGUUAUGAACAACCACCGAGAUGGUCAAAUGCGACACCGAAUCACAAAAGGCAAGAUCAACUACUGGCCCAACAGAGAAAGUGUCGUUCCUCCAUCCAAGCAAUCAGAGGGUGCCUAUUAUGAAUAUCCCGACAAGGUUGUAGCAAUGAAACAACGACUCAACUCCACAAAGUUCAAGGAACAUUUCUCCCAAGCUCAGCUGUUCUGGAACUCAAUGUCUGAAGUUGAAAAAUCACACAUCAUCAAUGCUCUAGGGUUUGAACUUGAUCAUUGUGACGACCCCGUUGUGUAUGAGCGCAUGGUUGAGCGACUGACUGAUAUCGACCUCGGCCUCGCACAAGCUGUAGCUGAGAAAGCUGGUGCCCCUACACCCACUCAAGCCGGACGCCCAAAUCAUGGCAAGAAGGCCAAGGGUCUAUCACAAUUCGAUUUCACUCCCGAAGCUCUGGGCUUACCAGCUACCAUUGCUUCUCGUAUGGUCGCAAUCAUCAUUGCAGAUGGGUUCAACUUCCUCGAAUACGAAGCAGUGAAGGGAGCAUUGACUGCAGCCGGCGCUCUUCCAUUCACCAUCGGUCCCAAGAGACAACCAAUCAAGAGUUCCGGUGGCAAGAGCGUAAGCGCAGAUCAUCAUUUCGAAGGUAUGAGAAGUACCAUGUUCGACUCGAUCUAUAUUCCUGGUGGCGAACAUGUCUCUACCUUACUGAAACAAGGACGAGUGAUUCACUGGGUUCGCGAGGCCUUCGGUCACUGCAAAGCCAUCGGAGCUACUGGCGAGGGAGUUAAUCUCGUACAAGUUGCAUGUGCAGUGGAUGGUAUGACUUUCAGCACCUCCAGUGAAGUAGUCGACUCGUAUGGUGUUGUGACUGCGCAAGGAUUGAGCAAAACCGAGGAAGGAUUGAAUAUGGUGAAGGGAGCUAAGAAUUUCUUGGAUGCGUAUACGUAUAAUAUCUCGCAACACAGGAACUUCCAAAGAGAGUUGGAUGGAUUGACUAGUAUGGUUGCUUUUUAA